Messenger RNA from Microplitis demolitor, 5018 nucleotides. RefSeq names its product pleckstrin homology domain-containing family G member 5. Gene Ontology annotation, cellular component: endocytic vesicle; plasma membrane; axon. Lineage: Eukaryota; Metazoa; Arthropoda; Insecta; Hymenoptera; Braconidae. The transcript has 22 exons. Gene Ontology annotation, molecular function: guanyl-nucleotide exchange factor activity. The coding region runs from base 505 to 4191 and encodes 1228 amino acids. The record is from RefSeq and is a predicted model, not a curated record. Gene Ontology annotation, biological process: Rho protein signal transduction; endothelial cell migration.
CCAUGCAUAUACAUAAUUAACAGUAUUGCAUAUAUUUAAAAUAGAUAUGAAAAAAAUUAGAUAUAUUUAUUUUUAAAAAAUACUUUGCUGAUAAUAUUAAUUCGUCUAUUUGUGAUAUCAGAUUAUUUUACAAGUAAAGUAGGUAAACUCUCAUACAUAAUAAUAAAUUCCAAUGUAAUUACGUGACGAAAAUAAAAACUCUUAACACUUGGAUUCAAUAGUGUGUCAGAGUUGAGUACGUAUGACUAAUUAAUAACGACAACAACAAGAACCAUGUAUUAAUCCAUUUUAUAUGCAUAGAAGUAUAUAUAUAAUAUAUAUAAUCCCACUUACAUUUUACAAGUAUAAUAUAUCUGCACAUCGUGUAGUUGUGUGUGAUUGUGAUAUGCGUGUAUAUCAAAGUUUGAUAACGAUAUUUUUGAUUGUCAUGCUGUCAAUUUACUAAAAGUGCAGUGAAGUGUUUUAUAUUUAUAUAUAUAAUAGUUCGUGACAAUUAUUUUAGAGAUGACUUUGAAAAAAGAUGGGGAUAAAAAAAAAACUAAUAAAAAAAUAAAUAAAUCAAAUAAAAAAAGUAAAGUGUAUCCGACAAUCAAUGAAACGACAAAAGAACAAAACAAAAAUUCAACUGGUGAUAAAAGUGAUGAUCCUAAUUCUGUAAAUUUUAAAAAUAAAUUUGAUGAGGGUGAAAGCGCUGGUAAUAGUAAGCUUGACCGUAAACCGUCUCUAAGACGUAAAUUAGGAGCUUUUAUUCGUGGGAGCGCUGACUUACCAUCUGUGAUUAACCGUAGCUUUCAGCCGAUACGUAGAAGUUUUAGUUUCAACAAAGACUUACAUCGUGCUUACGAAAAUCAACAUCAUCAUGAGUAUGGCAGGACACGUAAUGCCCAGUGGUACAACAGUUUGUGUUCUUUGGCGGAAGUUGAUUCGAAGGAUGAAGGAGGACAAUGUAUCGCUAAGAAAAAUAUUUAUAGUAAUGACUUUGCUGAUUUUGAAAAAUGUCAGGUUUCAAGGACUCAUAGUUUUUUGGAUAAUUCUACUGUUACCAGAAGAAGACAAAAAACUAGCGAGCAAUUUACUUACGGGCGACACAGUGAUUACUAUGAUUCUGCUAUUGAUUUAAGUAAGCCGCCUUUUGAAGCGUGUAGUUUACCAGUUUUAACGAAUUUGUUUAAAGAAAAAGAUGAAGUGGAAGUGGAACCAAUGCGAGUUUGCAGGAGAGAAAGUAGUCGAGGUUGGAACGCAUGGGGAAUAUUAAGAUCGAGUGCGCGAAAUUCGUUGCUGCGGCUCAACACCUCUAGCUCUACCCUCGGAUUCAAGGAACCUCCAGAUUACUCGGUACGCUCAAGAUCUUUGAGCCAACUUGACAUGCUGGAUACUGGAGAACACAGUAAUAUGUCAGGUGGGACGACAACGCAGCAUCAGUCACAUCAACUGACAACAUCACAUCACCAUCGCUACCAAAAUCCACCUGUGCCGCCGCUACUUUUUUCACCAAAUCCCACUACAGACAGUAAUCCACGAUUUUUGGUGCCGAGUUUAACAUCGACAGACACUUCCACGUCCAAUCGCGCUCGUCAUAAACUAUCACGUUCCCAGGUUUCUAGCAGUGAGUACUUUAGUGUAAGCUUUGAAGUAACUGACGACACCAGUUCUCUUGAGCGUGAGGAAUUUUUACCUGCUUCAAAAGGAACAUAUUUAGCAGAAAUUCUUGGCGCAGCUUGCGAUCGUCGUGGCAUUGAUCUGGCCCGUGUGGACGUAUUUCUUGAUGCUUUUUCUACACCUCUGCCAAUUCACACAACCGAAACAUCGUGCUUAGGUGGUAGACACUUACGAGUCACUACCAAAGACGAGAAAACAGCAUUGCCACGUACAGGGAACCAAAAAAGUAAUCAAAAUGUUUCGUUACGUAAAACUGGAAGCUAUCGUGGUCGUGGCGGUCGUUUUUUUAGUAUAUCAACGGAAGACUCGAGUAUGGAUUCAGAGAUGAUACCUGGAGGUAUGCUGACAACUGGGAAAACUACAUCUAGUAGUAGUUCUAUAUCUAGUGGUGCGGCGGGUCUUAAAGCCAGUAAGCAACGUUGGAGCGGUUUCUUUACAAAUACAAAAGGAACGAAAAUGGAAUUGCUUGUGGAGCAGCUUAAUAGCUAUACGAAAUUCGGUGUACCGCGUUUACCAGAAAUUCAGCUACCUUACGAUCUCAUUGCAAAUGAACAAGAACUUCUUUAUUCACUGGAGGAAGAUUGGCGUGAUAUUGUCGAGAGUUGGGAUUGCUUGACUGAGAAACAGCAGCAGCAACAAACGGCACUUUGGGAGUUGGCUCAAACAGAAUUGGCUUAUAUAAAGACUCUUAAAGUCGUCACGGAUCUUUUUAUGGCUUGUCUUUGUAGUCUUCAAGCUUCAAAUAUUCUAAUUGAAGUAGACCGUACGAAGCUAUUUAGUAAUAUUCCAGAUAUUUAUACGGCAAAUCGUUACUUUUGGAGUGAACAUGUAUUGAGAAUGAUAAAUGCUACACGGACGACUGGUAAUCCGCUUGACCCGGGUCAUCUUCUUCAAGGUUUUGAAAUGUUUCAGCAAACUUUUGCGCCAUAUACAAGAUACUGCUCAGAACAAAGUAAAUGUCAGCAGUACUGUCGCGAUCGGCUUAAUGACAACGAAUUAUUCACGGCCUAUUUAGUUUGGUGUGAAACUCAAAAAGACUGCAAUCGUUUGAGACUCUUAGAUAUUUUGGUAAAACCAAUGCAGCGAUUAACUAAAUACUCACUACUUCUUAAAGCCGUAUUGAAAAAUACUGAAGAUGAGGAACAACGCUCUGAAUUGACUUUAAUGAUUAAAUACGUUGAUAACUUUGUUGCUUCGGUAAAUGCCGCGUUGCGGAGAUCCGAAGAAACAGCUCGAUUAGCAAGUGCAUCAACUCGUCUAGAUUGUUAUGACGUAGUGGAAACUCGAGACGAAGAGCUUGAAAAAUUAGUUAAAUUGUACAGUAAUCUUGAUAUUACAUCUGCGCUAAUGCCUGGCUGUCCAAAAGAUUCACUGAGGACACUAUUACGCGAAGGCGACUUUAAAUUACGAGACUCAGCAACGAGUAAAACAGAAAUUCACGCUUUUCUUAUGACUGAUAUGCUACUGCUGUGUAAAUCUUCAACCAAAAAAACAUCCAGUAGCGGUAGUUCUGGAGGUGCUGCUGGAAAUUUGAAGAUAAUAAGACAACCUUACGUUGUUGAUCGUUUACGUAUUCAUGAACUAAAGGAAUCUUCUAGUUUUGGUCUAGUCUAUUUGAAUGAAUACGGAGUUGCUACUGCAGCAUUCAUUUUAUCUGCAAGUGAACCGAAACUUGCUAAGUCGUGGAUAGAAUCUCUGCGUAAAUCUCAACAGCAGUUUGCAAUAAUGAAGAUUCCACCACUCGGCGAAAUUCCGCCCACGGCAACAGUGAGCAGACAAGCAAGCACGUAUUUGGGAGACGGUGAUUUUGAAUUGGAAGACAAUGAUAUGCUACCAAGAACACCUCGGGGUAGUAGUCGAGCUUCUCGCGUCAGCAGUUUAGCACACAGUCAUAGCGGAAGUAUAGAGAUGGAAGGCGUCUCUCCAGGUGGAAGUAGCUUUCUACCGAGUUACAAUCAAAGUAGAAAUGUCAGCGUUGAUACCAAUGAACCACCACACGGAUCGAGUAUUUCAUCAGAAGAAGGUACUGAACUUGGUCUUAGUCUCAAUCAUAGGCCUCUUCAAAUCAGACGAUCAUUGUUGAGCAAAUCACCAACUCCUAAUACCUUAAGCGUUCAAGUACCUGCAUACUCAUGUCUUGGUCAAUCUUUACCUAAUUUAACGCUUGCAACAUCACCACAAACUUCAACAGUUUCACCAACACCACCUAAUUCACUUUUAAUAGUUCCGCAAAUUACCAAGAGCAAGGACACACUACUAUCUCCAGGACAUAGAGGUAUUUCUUAUCCACCUCCAUCACCACCACGUGGAGCACUAAGACGAGCAUUUGCAAUUCCUCAAUCACGAAAUCCUCCUUUAAUAAAAACGAGGCACGUAAAUGCGUCAGUAGCCUCGGCGUCUGUACAAUCGACCGUAAGUUUUGAUACCGAGGCGAUUGAAGAAAGACGUAGAAGGCUGGAAUCAACUCAACGUACACCCUCAUUUACUGGUGGUUCUGUUAAAGAAGAGAAAAGAAGUGAAGAAAAUCGAUGAAGUGUCUUUAUCCUUUGAGAGGAUAUUGCUAUUUUAUAGUCGAGCGUGUUUGAAAGGGCAAAAAGCUCAUUCAUCAGACGUCUUGACGGUUUUGGAAUACUGCAUUCUACAUGUAAAAGCUAUUGUUUACAUUGUAACAGCAGUAUUUUUUUUUCCACCCUUGAUUAAAUUGUUUUUGUACACACAUAUAGGGGCCACUUGAAAUCAACGUAAAUUAUGAAGUUUAUAAUGAUGACCAUACAGAUUAUUAUUAUUAUGAAUUGUUAAUAUAAAAAUAUAUACAUUUAUAUAUGUUAAGCAUUUAAAUUUACAUAUUCAUCAAAAAAAAAUUUUUUGUUUUGUUUAAUGUUGCAGUGCAACUUACGCGCGUGCGCGCUUGUCUGUGAAUGUAAAUUGUGAUUAAUAUCAUAAAUUAUUAACUUUUUUUUUCUAGAUAUCUAAGCAAAAAAACGGGCCUACUAGAUUGUAAUUAAUAGUUAAAAAAAAAUAACUAAUAAAUAAAUGCUUUAAGAAAGUCUGUAGACUAACUUAAAUAUAUAAUUAAAUAAAUAUGAAAAUUGUAUAAUUAGAAGUGAUAUUUUGACUUUUAGAAAAAUGUAAAAUACAAUUGUUUCGUAAAUUUUAUAAAAUACGAACAAUGUAUUGUAUUAAUUAGACAAAAAAAUAUACAAAACAAAUGAUUCUUAAAGCUGUACAUAUUUAGUAGUAAUAUUUUGAUUAUUAGUAUGUACUAAUUAAUCUACAAAAUCGGAUCAAAAAUACUUAUUAUUUGUUUAUUUUCUUUGUCAAAUACUUAAAUUAUCGACGUACAUAUUUAAUAUAUUAUC